AUAAGCCAUUACCUACGGUCACUGUGUUUUGAAUAUAGUCAGCGUUAAAAAUGGCGUCGAUGUUAGUGAAACCUGUGGUGACGUUCACGAAAAAUCUGGUUAGAAAACAAGGUAGGCAUGGUGCCCUGUUUUGUCAACUUGCAACUAGAAAUCUGUGCUCUGGUUCUUCAGUCAAACCAACAGUACGUGUACGCAAUGAGCUUCAAGCAAAUCGACUUGCGGAUUAUGGCAAAUAUGUGGCAGAUUGUUUGCCCAAGUAUGUGCAGCAAGUCCAAGUAAGCCACACCAAUGAGUUGGAAGUGCUCAUCAAUCCAGAGGGCAUCAUCCCAGUCAUGACAUUUCUCAAAGACCACCAUAAUGCACAGUUCAAGUCACUGAUUGAUAUAACGGCGAUAGACGUACCCACGAGAACACAUCGGUUUGAGCUCAUCUACAACUUAUUGUCGUUACAAUACAAUGAACGCAUCAGAGUGAAGACCUAUGCAGAUGAACUGAGUCCAGUCGAUUCCUUAGUACCAGUAUUUGAAGUUGCCAAUUGGUAUGAAAGAGAGGUAUGGGAUAUGUAUGGUGUGUUCUUCUCCAACCAUCCAGAUCUGAGGCGUAUCUUGACAGACUAUGGGUUUGAGGGUCAUCCUAUGCGGAGGGACUUCCCCUUGAGUGGUUUUGUAGAGGUAAGAUACGAUGAUGAACUGAAGCGAGUGGUCUGUGAGCCCAUUGAGAUGACACAGGAAUUCCGCAAGUUUGAUCUAGCGAGUCCGUGGGAGACCUUUCCAGAUUACAGAGAUGGCGCCGCACAAUUACCUGCCACAAGUGAACAGAAGGACACAACAGAAGAAAAGACCUCAACUCCUUAAACAAAGCCUUCACAGACACUCAGGUGUCUUACUGCGUAUCAAAGCAUCGUCCAGAAAAAACUUGAUAACAAUUUAUCAUCAUUGACACAUUGGAGUUAUAUGUGAUGCGAUCAAGCUAAAUGAGUCGUUUGUCAGGAAUGUUUAUUUGAAGAUACAGGCCAAAAUAGGGCCACUUCAUCACAUC
Patiria miniata (bat star) is the source of this 1038-nucleotide messenger RNA. RefSeq names its product NADH dehydrogenase [ubiquinone] iron-sulfur protein 3, mitochondrial-like. The transcript is spliced from 6 exons. Bases 51 to 854 code for a protein of 267 amino acids. The record is from RefSeq and is a predicted model, not a curated record. NCBI's taxonomy places the organism in Eukaryota, Metazoa, Echinodermata, Asteroidea, Valvatida, Asterinidae. Gene Ontology annotation, molecular function: NADH dehydrogenase (ubiquinone) activity.